AACGCUUAUUCCAAAUCACAAUACACAGACAUCUCUCUCUCUCUCUCUCUCUCUCUCUCUCAAUUUAAACUCCAAUCCCAUUUCUGUUCAUAGAAAGAAGGAAGCACAGUCAAUUCCAAAUCGGUUUCUCUCUGAAUUUUACACUCCCUUUCCAAUCUCUAUUCAGACACUCCCAAUCCCUUGUCCCAGCUGCAGAUCAAGGCCAGUUCCACCUGAAUGCUCGUUUUGGACUCGACUUAGAUCGAGUUCUUCAUACUCUGUAGCGUGGGAGGAUAUACAUGAAGAACGGGAUGAUAGAAUGCAGUGUUUGCCAUUCCAAAUUGGUUUCCCCCACCACCAAAUCUAUAUCAAGGGCCUAUGAUCGCCACAAAAGUAGGAUAUCAUCCAAGCAACGUGCACUCAACGUCUUAUUGGUUGUUGGUGAUUGUGUUCUAGUUGGUUUCCAGCCUAUCCUUGUCUAUAUGUCCAAGGUGGAUGGGAAAUUCAUUUUUAGCCCAAUUAGCGUUAAUUUUUUGACUGAGGUUACAAAGGUCUUCUUUGCUAUUGUUAUGCUUCUUUUCCAGGCUAGGCAUCAAAAAGUUGGGGAAAAGCCUCUUCUCUCGAUAUCUACAUUUGUGCAGGCAGCUCGUAACAAUGUCCUUCUGGCAGUUCCAGCACUUCUUUAUGCGAUAAACAACUAUCUGAAGUUUAUCAUGCAGCUUUAUUUUAAUCCUGCCACUGUGAAGAUGUUAAGUAAUUUGAAGGUUUUAGUAAUAGCACUUUUGUUGAAGGUGAUUAUGAAGCGCCGAUUUUCCAUCAUUCAGUGGGAAGCUCUUGCUCUAUUGCUCAUUGGUAUAAGCGUUAAUCAGUUAAGAUCUUUACCUGAAGGAACUACAGCUUUGGGUCUUCCUGUCACAAUGGGUGCAUAUCUUUAUACAUUGAUCUUUGUCACUGUUCCAUCAUUGGCCUCUGUGUAUAAUGAGUAUGCUUUGAAGAGCCAAUACGAUACAAGCAUUUAUCUGCAGAACUUAUUCUUGUACGGUUAUGGAGCUAUAUUCAAUUUUCUUGGGAUACUUGGGACUGCUAUUGUAAAAGGUCCAAACAGCUUUGACAUCCUACAAGGUCAUUCAAAAGCCACUAUGCUAUUGAUAGCAAACAAUGCUGCCCAGGGCAUUUUAUCCUCUUUCUUCUUCAAAUAUGCAGAUACAAUUUUGAAAAAAUACUCAUCAACAGUAGCAACAAUCUUUACUGGCAUAGCAUCUGCUGUACUAUUUGGACAUACUUUAACAAUGAACUUCGUUAUUGGCAUUUCCAUAGUAUUCAUCUCAAUGCACCAGUUCUUUUCACCGCUUUCAAAAGUCAGAGAUGAACAGAAUGGUAUGCUGGAAAUGCAUGAUGUUCAUGACAGACAAAGGUCAAAGGAAACCUUUAUAAAUAUGGCAGCUGGAGCAAAUGAAGAGGCCAGUCAUCGUGUGGGACAUGAUGAGAGACAGCCGCUUCUUCCCUCCUAGAUUGAUCUACUAAAUAUUCAAAGAAUUUUUUUCGGUGAUAUUGCUGGUAGCAUUGGUCCACACCACAGUUUAAAGCCAUAAUAAAGUUAAAAAGUUAUUUCUGCCUUUCUGGGAUAGCUUUCCGCUGAAGGGAUUUUGCCUACUCUGGUUCAUAAAGAAAGGCAUGAAUUCAUCACUUCAGGAGCUGGUUAGCAAGCCAGGGCUUUCAGCUGCUGAAGAUUUUGACAGCGCGUAGAGAAUGGCUUCGUAAGAGUUUUUCGCAUAUCGACGUGGAUUUACUUGUACUACAUUUAUUCUUGGAUAUUCUAUUUCUCCCUUUUUUUUUCCUGGUAUAUUUACCUCAUCCCGGUCUAUAUAACUGUGUGUUAUUACUUACAGUUAUUACAUGAUUUUGGCAUUUCAUCGUUAUGAGAUUAUGGGUGAAUAAUGAAAAUGUGGUUCCCUCCUUGUAGAAAAUGAUAUUUACAUAUGCUGUUUUACGUCUACUAUCUGAUAUACUUCCGGUUUCGGGCCUCUCAAUCCAUUUAUUUCAUAUAUUUAUAUAGAAAAAGUAUUUUGAAAACAAA
This is a messenger RNA of Abrus precatorius (Indian licorice), 2056 nucleotides long. RefSeq names its product CMP-sialic acid transporter 3-like. Gene Ontology annotation, biological process: pyrimidine nucleotide-sugar transmembrane transport. The transcript is spliced from 16 exons. Gene Ontology annotation, cellular component: Golgi membrane. The coding region runs from base 279 to 1490 and encodes 403 amino acids. NCBI's taxonomy places the organism in Eukaryota, Viridiplantae, Streptophyta, Magnoliopsida, Fabales, Fabaceae. Gene Ontology annotation, molecular function: pyrimidine nucleotide-sugar transmembrane transporter activity. The record is from RefSeq and is a predicted model, not a curated record.